GUGAUAAGGCCUUCUCUUUCCUUCUUCUUUCUUUUCGUUCUUUUCUUCUUACUUCGAUCCAGCUCGUCAUGGAAGAUUUCGAAAAGAUCGAGAAGGACCUGGCCGAUGCCGGCUGGGCGCGCACGGCCAAGGACCUUUUUGCGGGCGCUGCGGGCGGCAUCACUCAGGUCUUGCUAGGGCAGCCUUUUGAUAUCGUCAAGGUGCGGCUACAGACGACGUCUCAGUACUCAAGUGCACUGGACUGCGCUACCAAGAUUUUCAAGAAUGAAGGCCCAUUAGCCUUCUACAAGGGAACGCUGACGCCAUUGGUCGGAAUUGGUGCUUGUGUCAGCGUUCAAUUUGGCGCCUUCCACCAAGCGCGAAGGUUUUUUGAAGAACAGAAUUCAAAGAAGCACUCAAACCCCAGCCUGUCCUAUACGCAAUACUACUUGUCAGGUGCGUUUGCAGGCGUGACGAACUCUGUCAUUUCUGGACCUAUCGAGCACGUCCGUAUUCGCUUGCAAGCCCAGCCCCAUGGUGCCGGACGGCUAUAUAGCGGCCCGAUAGACUGCGUUCGCAAGAUAUCUGCCCACAAUGGCGCCCUUCGCGGCCUCUACCGCGGCGAAGUAGUCACAAUUUUCCGUGAAGCGCAAGCAUACGGUUUCUGGUUCCUAGCCUUUGAAUAUAUGAUGAACCAAGACGCAAAGCGGAACAAUAUCAAGCGGGAAGAGAUUUCCAGUCUCAAGGUUGCUACUUACGGUGGUCUCGCUGGUGAAGCGCUCUGGUUGUCCAGCUACCCAUUCGACGUUAUCAAGAGCAAAAUGCAAACCGAUGGUUUCGGCGCUGAGCAAAAGUACAAGAGCAUGACUGAUGCUUUCAGGAAGACCGUUGCUGCUGAAGGGUACGGUGCGCUCUGGAGGGGAUUGGGUCCAACGUUGCUUAGGGCGAUGCCAGUGUCAGCGGGCACAUUCGCUACCGUGGAGCUGGUAAUGAGAGCGAUUGGUUGAUCCUAUCAAUGGAUAGAGCGAGAGGAGGAAGACGAUUGAUGAUUUUCACCUUGCAUAUGUCUUCAACGAGCUUGCAUGGCUGGCUUUGGGUUACGGGUUUAUAUCGAUAUCGAUCGUGCCGAAGAUUUUUAUGUUGACGAUGGCUCUUAUACUGGAUAAACGGAUGUUUCUCAUUCAACAACAGGGACAAAAGUGAUUGCUUUAUUUGUUUAUAGAGGGUUUUCAGACUCGUGGUAGUAUAUUUCAUGAAUGUCACAAUUUUGGAAUGAACUUAGUUAAAAAUCAUAGUAUAAUUUUUUUUUCUUGCGGUUGCUUGACCUUCUUUUGUGCUUAUAUAAGUUUGCGAGGCUUGCGAGACUUGCGAGCCGCAAGAUCGACGAGAAAAAAUGGCUGCCUUGUUA
Molecule: messenger RNA, 1387 nt
Organism: Talaromyces proteolyticus
Lineage: Eukaryota; Fungi; Ascomycota; Eurotiomycetes; Eurotiales; Trichocomaceae
Product: mitochondrial carrier domain-containing protein
Exons: 5
Coding region: 69-986 (305 amino acids)
Biological process (GO): mitochondrial L-ornithine transmembrane transport
Molecular function (GO): L-ornithine transmembrane transporter activity
Source: RefSeq, a predicted model, not a curated record